AUGAGAAGACCACCAAAGCUCUCCUCGUCCCCGGACGAGAAGAAAGAGCACGAAUCACAGCACCCGAAGAAGAGAGUUAGGCCAUUGGCGCUGCCGGAUGAGACCUGUGACAUGGAUGAGGCAAUAGUGGAAGAUAUUACUGAUGAAGAGGAACAAAAGAGGGAGAACCCUCACCAUAACCCUAGUGAUAGCCAAUGCCCGCCUUCAGCCCCGACACAUGCUACGCAAGCACAGACGCCGCUAGGCUGGGGAGAAGCAAGAAAAAAGCUUUUUAGCGAAGCGGUGCAAGAGGUCGAGUGGUAUGUGGCGGAAUCAGACUCAGAAGAUGCGGCCAAGGCGAUGAAAGAAGAUGCGAGAGACGAGGAAAGAGAAGACACUGACGACCCCCUAUGCCCUACGGCACUUUACAACCUAUGA
This is a messenger RNA of Linum trigynum, 417 nucleotides long. The record is from the annotation of a GenBank genome assembly. Lineage: Eukaryota; Viridiplantae; Streptophyta; Magnoliopsida; Malpighiales; Linaceae.